AUGGCACAAGCCCCCCAUGAACUGUCAUUACAGAAGAAAUAUCUAAGACCCGUCUGGACGUUCAUCUGGGUCAAUUUCUCAUUGAGCGUGAAGGCUGUUUAUCAGCCCAUCAUGGAGUAUUUCGACUUCGAAGGCGCCUCAUCCGCGCACGAAUCAAAUCACCAAAGCGACGAUGUCGCCUCGGUUGAUCUUGAAUUUGACGAAGCCGAGGAGCGGGCGGCCAAUUUUGACUCGCUGUGCAAGGACCAGCCGUUAGAUUUCCUCCAUGACCCCGGCCCCGGAGGCGGCUGA
This is a messenger RNA of Penicillium maclennaniae, 291 nucleotides long. RefSeq lists its product as uncharacterized. The coding region runs from base 1 to 291 and encodes 96 amino acids. The record is from RefSeq and is a predicted model, not a curated record. The transcript is spliced from 2 exons. Lineage: Eukaryota; Fungi; Ascomycota; Eurotiomycetes; Eurotiales; Aspergillaceae.